UAUUAGCACAAGAUGAUGAUGUUAUUGUCGGUAUUGAACUUCCAAAAUUAUAUACAUGGGAUUUUAAAACAGGACAAUACAAGAUGAUUCUUAACAAAAAUAAACAAAUUACAAAAAAUUAUAAGGAAGAUGUUGUGGGUGUAUUGUUAAUAAUACCAAAAAAUCAAAAAAGUUGUUCAAUAUGUAAAAAUGACAAUGUUAGAAUGUUAGGUUUUAACAAACGUACAUAUAUUGAUAUUG
Molecule: messenger RNA, 240 nt
Organism: Racocetra persica
Lineage: Eukaryota; Fungi; Glomeromycota; Glomeromycetes; Diversisporales; Gigasporaceae
Source: the annotation of a GenBank genome assembly